UUUUUGGAUGACAACUUCUGGUUGAAUAAUUUGGCAUUUUUGAUUGAUAUGACAAAAUGUAUGGCUGAAUUGAAUGUUAGACCUCAAGGAAAGUACCAGCUUGUGUACAGAUUGUAUGAACACAUUGUUACUUUUAUUGAAAAGUUAAAGUUAGUUCAGAAACAGAUGGUUCAGAAAAAAGUAACACAUUGUGCAAUUCUUUCCACAAGACCUGUGGACACAGUGCAGCAUGAAAAGUACAAUGAACUUCUUGUCAAACUGAUCGAUGAUUUCCAGCAAAGGUUCCAGGAUUUUAAAAAGCACAAUGACUUUAUGAAAUUGCUAAGUAACUCAUUAAAUGUUGACCCCACUGAUGCUGCUGACAAAUACCAAAUGGAGCUAAUUGAUCUUCAGAAUAACUGUGAUUUGAAGAGAUCUUUUGUGGAACAUGAUUUUCUAACUUUCUACAAGUGUUACAUAUCGUCAGAAAGUUAUCCUAAUUUGACAGAAGAUGCCAAGAAGUUUAUCGCUUUGUUUGGUAGUACUUAUUGCGGUAAACAACUGUUUUCAAGAAUGAAAAAUACAAAGACGAAGUCAAGAUCUUUACUUAAAGAUGGACGUUUGACAGCCUCAUUGCGUAUAGCGACUUCAAAUGUUGGAGUUGGAGCAGAUAUAGAGUACUUAUAUAAACGCAAACAAUGUCAAAUUUCUCACUAA
Molecule: messenger RNA, 696 nt
Organism: Helobdella robusta
Lineage: Eukaryota; Metazoa; Annelida; Clitellata; Rhynchobdellida; Glossiphoniidae
Exons: 1
Source: RefSeq, a predicted model, not a curated record